This is a messenger RNA of Ilex paraguariensis (yerba mate), 2086 nucleotides long. The record is from the annotation of a GenBank genome assembly. NCBI's taxonomy places the organism in Eukaryota, Viridiplantae, Streptophyta, Magnoliopsida, Aquifoliales, Aquifoliaceae.
CUGCUGGCUACUUCCCCAACUCCAUAUUUCCACACACAGAAGAAUCACAAACCUUGACAGGAAGAAGAUGAUCAGUCUCUUCUCUCACUACCCGAUACCAUCUUCUUCUUCUACUUCUCUCUCUUCCCUAAGAACCCUAAAACAUCUCUCAUUCUUAACGAAACCCAGAACAGCCGUUUAUUUGAAAAGACCAUUCACUGUGAACUCUCUGCUCUCUCCGGAACCUGACCCACUUCCACCCUCUGUUCAGACAUUCUGGCAGUGGGUUUGUGACGAAAACAUAGUCUCCCCCAAGUCACCAGUGAAGCCAGGGGUCGUACCAGAAGGUCUAGGAUUGGUUGCUCAGAGAUACAUAGCCAAAAAUGAGGUCGUUUUGGAGAUUCCCAAAAGGUUUUGGAUCAAUCCGGACACAGUCUUAUCCUCGGAGAUUGGGAAUGUGUGUUCUGGGUUGAAGCCUUGGGUCUCAGUUGCUCUGUUUUUGAUCAGAGAGAAGCUGAGGGACGACUCGCCGUGGCGACGCUACAUUGAUGUUCUUCCAGAGUACACGAAUUCUACUAUUUAUUGGUCAGAAGAGGAGCUCUCUGAAAUUCAAGGUACCCAACUAUUCAGCACAACAUUGGGUGUGAAAGAAUACGUGCAGAGUGAAUUUCUAAAAGUGGAAGAAGAAAUCCUACUUCCUAACCAGCAACUUUUCCCUUCUUCUAUAACAUUGGAUGACUUUUUGUGGGCAUUUGGGAUACUCAGAUCAAGGGCAUUUUCUCGCCUUCGUGGUCAAAAUCUCGUUUUGAUCCCUCUGGCAGACUUGAUCAACCACAGCCCCAGCAUAACCACAGAAGAUUAUGCAUAUGAGAUUAAAGGAGCUGGUCUUUUCUCUAGGGAUCUCUUGUUUUCUUUACGGAGCCCAGUAUAUGUCAAGGCUGGUGAACAGGCUUUAAUCCAAUAUGAUUUAAACAAGAGCAAUGCUGAGUUGGCUCUGGAUUAUGGAUUCAUAGAACCAAGGGCAGAUCGUAAUGCAUAUACAUUAACAUUAGAGAUAUCUGAGUCUGAUCCAUAUUUCGGAGACAAGCUGGACAUUGCAGAGUCAAAUGGUCUGGGAGAAACUGCCUAUUUUGAAAUAAUACUAGGCUGCCCUCUUCCACCAGCAAUGCUUCCAUAUCUGCGGCUGGUAGCGCUUGGUGGGACCGAUGCUUUCCUCCUGGAAUCCAUUUUCAGAAACUCUAUUUGGGGCCACGUUGAAUUGCCAGUUAGCCGUGCCAAUGAGGAGCUUAUAUGCCACGUCAUCCGCAAUGCCUGCAAAACUGCUCUUUCUGGAUAUCACACAACCAUUGAAGAGGAUGAGAAGUUGAAGGAAGGUGGAAAUCUUGAUCCAAGGCUUGAGAUAGCGGUGGGGAUACGAGCAGGGGAGAAGAAGGUACUGCAACAAAUUGAUGGAAUCUUCAAGGAGAGGGAACUGGAACUGGACGAAUUGGAAUAUUACCAAGAAAGGAGGCUUAAGGAUCUUGGUCUGGUUGGGGAGCAAGGUGAAAUAAUUUUCUGGGAGCCCAAGUAGUAUAUUACUGAAUUCCACAUGUUUCUAUCAAUGUGGUAUGGGAGGCAAUUUCAUCACAUGUUACUGGAACAAGGAGUGGAGACAAGAGAACAGCUCAUAAGCAUCCUUCACCCUUUCAAGGAGGUUCCUAUCUCCAUUUUUCCACAAAUUGUACCAGGUUGAGCUUCUAUUCUAGUGUAACAAUGUAUGUCACAGCUAGUAACUCGUGUGAUUAUGAGCAAUUUUGAAUUCUCAUGACAUGGCAAUCUUCAGAUAAUUCCUUCUUUCGUAUUGUUGUUCGUUUGCUGAAAAGGUUGUUUUGUGAUAUGUGCUUCUCCCUCCUCUCGUUCUUUGUUUCAUGGGGGGAAAUUUACCACACUGGACGCAGUCAUGGGAGCGCUACCUCGCUGACAUAAUUUCUCAAUGCAUUACUCAAGAAUACUCUCGUGGAGAAUCAUGAACAACUAACCCCAGCUGAUGGCUGCAGGUUUAACUCUGCUAAUUCCAACGACAAUCCAGCUCUCCUAAUCCAAUUCUAAUGGUUGGCAUUUUAACUAG